AUGCUCCCGGGGUAUCGUCUCCCCGUAACCUACAAAAUAGAAACAAGCAAUGCACGGUGCCCCCAUCUUUUGGGAAUCCCCGAAUUGGAUUGGCAGGCCGAAACGUUACCACACCGGGAGGUCUGGGUGCUCCGGUUCAUAGAGAGUAUCACCAAUAAGCCUGAAUGGUGGAAAAAGGUUUCCAACCCGGAAAUUUCCCUCAAAUGGAAGCAAGACGCCGUGGGGAUGCCAGGACUUGAGCGGCUAGGUGGCUUUACUGAGGAGAUGGCUGAAGCUUGCCUCAUUGAACUUCGCAAGAAGGCUGAACUAUACGAGAAGACGGGUCUCAUUCCUGUCAUGGACUGUGAGGCCUGUGUGAUCAAGUCGGACAGCCUGCUGGACGAUGACCUGCGAGACGCCUUGUGCACCGCUGUGGCGCUACUGGAGAAUGUUCCAGAGUCUCAAAAGGACUGGCACCCUGGCAGCGACGGAAAGGUUCUUAACCUGGUCGAUCCAUCGCUAUGGCCACUGGUAUAUGGACUAUCCAGAAUCCUUCCCGACAAACGCAUCUCCCUUGACAAUUGUCUGGAGUAUUGCGGUUCAGGCUCGAUUAUUCCCGAUCCUGACAGGCCUGACAUCUUGGUGCUCAGUAACGAUUUUGGACUGGCUACAGGAGAUCCGGUCGUGUCUGAUUGCUUUCAGUGGCUCCCUUUUGAUGUCAACCUAACUGGUGACAAGCCGCGGAUCGAGAGCUAUAUCAAUAAUGUCCACCCUGUCCGACACGCAAACUUGUAUCCCAUCAUUGAAAGAUUAAUCGAAAAGUCUCUUCCAGCCUGGGAUGUUGUCUAUCGAUCAGUUCAUGCAGAGUUUGAUCUUCACCGGUUCGACGUCGACAUUGAAUAUGACUGCACCGUCCCAAAUGUGUGCAAAUGGGGCUGUGACGCCGAGAAUAGGAGGUGGGCAGAGGAUGAAAAUGAAGGAAAUUCCGAUGACCUAGAUGAUGACGGGAAGGAGAGGCUCGACAAUGAGUGGUACGAGCAAACACACCCUCUCAAACUUCCUUACCUUAGACCUGAUGUUGACGAACCCGUCACGCUGAGUCCCAAGGACGUGAAGAAGACGGGCUUUUUUUAUGAUGCAAAGCAGAUUCAAGUUAUUGUGAAGCUGACAAAUAUCCAAUUGACACCUGAGAAGCCAAAUCACGGUAGAGGUGUGUGGCACACCGAAGGCCAAUUCAAUGAGCGCAUUUGCGCGACGGCGUUGUACUACUACGACUGCGACAAUAUUACCGAGUCGCACGUCGCCUUUCGCGUCUCGACAGAUCAGGAAGACCUUUACGAACUGGAAGUCCUGCGUGCAGAAACCGAAGAAGAGGUACUCGAGCGCCUCUUCGCUUACAAGGACCCAGAGUCGAAGCUUCAGGAGCUUGGCAGCGUUCUCACAAGGCAGGGACGCGCACUCUUCAUCCCCAAUGUGUACCAGCAGCGUGCCGGUCCAUUCCAGCUGGUUGACAAGACUCGGCCAGGGCACUGCAAGAUUCUUGCACUAUUUCUGGUGGACCCGAAAAUCCCAAUCAUCUCAACUUCCAACGUCCCGCCUCAGCAGAACGAUUGGUGGACUGAAAGCAUAGGAGAUUGCAGCGCUCUUCCAACUGAACUGUGGGAAAUGGUUUGGAAGUACGCUGGAACUCCAAUAACUGAGAAAUAUGCCAAAGAGCUUCGAAAAGAGCUUAUGGCAGAACGGAUACGGGCAGAAACGGGAGAGGCUGAUUCGCACUCGAGGCGACAGCAAUGGAAUUACUGCGAGCGUUAA
Molecule: messenger RNA, 1791 nt
Organism: Ilyonectria robusta
Lineage: Eukaryota; Fungi; Ascomycota; Sordariomycetes; Hypocreales; Nectriaceae
Exons: 2
Coding region: 1-1791 (596 amino acids)
Source: RefSeq, a predicted model, not a curated record